AUGUGGUCUAUUCUUUGGUUAUCGCUGCUAAUACCAUGUCUUUUAUGUGCUAAACAAGAGGAAUCUUGUGAAGUAUGUGAGAAAGUUCUGGGAGAUAUAAUGAAUAAUAUGCCUGGGAAUGAUCGAAGCGAUGCGAAGAAGGUGGACAAAGCGGUGAGGCAACAUUGCAGUGGAACGAGGGGAAAAGAGAAUAAAUUGUGUUUUUAUAUUGGUGCUUUACCGGAAUCCGCAACCUCUAUAAUGAAUGAUGUGGUGAAACCGCUGUCAUGGUCUAUGCCUGUUCGAAAAGUUUGUGACAAACUGAAGUCGAUGGAUUCACAGAUUUGUGAAUUGAAAUAUGAAAAAAGUAUUGAUUGGGCUACUGUAGAUCUAAAGAAAUUGAAAGUAAAAGAGUUGAAAAGAAUUCUUGAAGAUUGGGGCGAGGACAACUGCUCUACUGUCUAUCGGGAAAUGGCAGGGGCCCUCCCAUAUCGUAUCAUAAAAGAAACACAACGUCUAAUGGCAGAUCCAGUUGCUGGAAUUUCGGCGGUACCUGAUGACAGUAAUGCUCGUUACUUCCAUGUGGUAAUCGCUGGACCUGAAGGUAGUCCAUUUGAGGGUGGAGUGUUUAAAUUAGAACUCUUUCUGCCUGAAGAAUACCCCAUGGCGGCCCCAAAAGUGCGGUUCAUGACGAGAAUAUAUCAUCCAAACAUCGACAAACUGGGACGAAUUUGUCUGGAUAUUCUGAAGGAUAAGUGGUCUCCAGCCCUUCAAAUUCGUACAGUGCUUUUAUCGAUACAAGCUUUGCUUUCUGCACCAAAUCCGGACGACCCUUUAGCAACAGAUGUUGCUGAGCAGUGGAAAAAUAAUGAAAGUGUUGCAAUUCGUACGGCACAAGAAUGGACUCGUAUUUAUGCCGACGGAAAUGACAUGACUCUUCAGUGGUUUGCUGUAGCGCUGGUUUUAUAUUUGGAAAUAGCAGUUGUACUGUUGUUACUUCUUCCAUGGAUACGUCCAACGCUGUGGAGUAAGAUCUUCAGAAGUCGCAUCGUAACAACUUUAGGAAAACAUGGGAAUGUUUAUUUCAUUUCCACUCUUUGUAUUCUUCUACUCCUUUUCGCAGAUGCUAUUCGGGAAGUGCGGAAGUAUUCAGGUGAAGCAGCUUUGGAAGCAUCAAUCCGUCAUACGGCUGAUUCAGAAAAUGUUAUACACUUGCGUCUUUUCCGUGCGCAAAGAAAUCUCUACGUAUCAGGAUUUGCUCUUUUACUUUUCCUUGUUAUCAAACGAAUAGCUGCUCUUCUUUCUCGUGGUGCACAACUUGAGGCUGCUGCCGAAGCUGCAAUGAAACAAGCUAAAAAUGCAGCAGAAACGGCCAAGUCAUAUAUGAUUGGUGAUGGCGAAGUAGAAAAAGAAUUAAAAAGACAAAUUGAAGAACUUGGCAAAGAGUUGAAAUCAGCGCAAGUAGACAGAGAUGCUAUAAAGGAACAAACUAAGGGUCUUCAAAAAGAAUAUAAUCGCGUUUGUGAUUUGCUGGAACAAGCCGAAAAAGCGAGUGGAGACAAAAAAGAUGACUAA
This is a messenger RNA of Thelazia callipaeda (thelaziosis nematode), 1554 nucleotides long. NCBI's taxonomy places the organism in Eukaryota, Metazoa, Nematoda, Chromadorea, Rhabditida, Thelaziidae. The record is from the annotation of a GenBank genome assembly.